AGCGGGUGAGUACUGAGUAGUGAACACUUGAGAGAGUUGAACCCAAAAGUUCAGAGCGGAGAGACCGAUGGCGUGGACCAGCGCAGCCAGGAGCUUCUGUAUUCCGGCAAUCAAUCUCGGCGGCCUGCGCGGCCGUACUCCAGUAGGCUUCGGUGCAGGCAUCAUAUCACUUGCCGGCGCUAGCUUACGCCUAUCGCCGCCGUCUCCGUCUAAACCCUUCGCCUCCCUAAGCACUUCCGCUCAUUCCAGUGUGAAGGAGGUUGUUGAAACAGAAAACGCUCCGGCGGCAUUGGGACCAUACUCACAAGCCAUCAAAGCAAAUAAUUUUCUUUUCGUAUCUGGAGCUCUUGGGCUUAUUCCAGAGACUGGGGAGUUUGUGUCAGACCAUGUAGAGGAUCAAACAGAACAGGUUCUCAAGAACAUUGGGGAGAUACUUAAAGCAGGUGGUGCUACCUAUGCCAACGUUGUUAAGACUACAAUCUUGCUGGCUGACCUGAACGACUUCAAUACAGUCAAUGAAAUCUAUGCUAAAUAUUUUCCAAUAGAUGCACCAGCAAGAGCAACAUAUCAGGUUGCAGGACUGCCAAAGGAUGCUAAAAUCGAAAUCGAAUGCAUUGCAGCUCUAUAAGUGCAUAAAACAAAAUCUCAUUAUGGUUCAACAUUUUCUUACUGCAAGCCAUUCAUGUAUAUUGAUGGUUGGCUGGGUCACACAAUAAAAGAAAAUGAACCCUUUCAUUUAUUCAUUCAUGUUUAUCAUUAUACUGUAUUGAUCAUCAACCAUGAAUGCAUUUGUACUACCAACUACCAUGUGAGAUUAAUAAAAGGUACUUUGUCCC
Messenger RNA from Cuscuta campestris, 836 nucleotides. The record is from the annotation of a GenBank genome assembly. Lineage: Eukaryota; Viridiplantae; Streptophyta; Magnoliopsida; Solanales; Convolvulaceae.